CUGCAAGACCCGCUAUGAAUGAAAUAUGAUUGUUCGGACUCCAGGCCGAGAAUCAAACAUAUAAUGAGCUAUCAUUAUCACGAAUUGAUAACGUCAGUCGAUUGUUAUUCUCAACUAAGGAGCUCCUUACUCUAAAUAAGAUUAUACACAAAUAGUUUACCCACGCGCUUCGUAUGAAGCACAUCGGAUCUGUGGCUCAUUAUAUUACCAAUUUAGUAUAAGUAUUAAUUAUAAUAGGAAGAUGUUACAUAAAACAGCCGCGCUGCGCUCGAAGCGCAUACAUCAGAUGGCAUACUAUUCGACAGCAAAAUCACGGAAAGUGAUUGCCAUCCGUCGCGAAGACCAGUCAGUAUGGGAGCGGCGGGCGCCAUUCUCUCCAUUAAACGUGAAUCGCUUCGUGCGGAACGGAAUCAAGGUCAUCGUGCAGCCCUCCAACAGGCGCGCUUACCCCAUGCAGUCCUACAUAAGCGCUGGCGCAGUGAUUCAGGAAGACAUCAGCGAAGCCAACGUGAUCUUCGGCGUGAAGCAGACCCCCAUAGACCUCCUCAUCCCGAACAAGACUUAUUGCUUCUUUUCGCAUACCAUCAAGGCACAAGAAGCUAAUAUGCCCAUGCUGGAUGCCAUUUUGGCUAAGAACAUCAGACUGAUAGACUACGAAAAGUUGAUGGACGAUGCAGGCAACCGAGUGGUAGCGUUUGGGAAGUACGCGGGCGUCGCGGGCAUGAUCAACAUACUACACGGACUCGGGCUGCGACUCCUGGCCCUGGGGCACCACACGCCCUUCAUGCACAUCGGACCAGCUCACAACUACCGCAACUCCAGCAUGGCGCGGCAAGCCAUCAGAGACGCCGGGUACGAGGUGGCGCUCGGUAUGAUGCCUAAAUCCCUGGGACCGCUGACCUUCGUGUUUACCGGCUCAGGAAACGUUUCCCAGGGAAGUCAAGAAAUAUUCUCCGAGCUACCUCACGAAUACGUUCCACCGGAAAUGCUCAGAAAAGUUGCGGAACACGGAAGUCCAAACAAGAUCUACGGUUGCGAGGUGCGCCGGCGGCACCAUCUGGAGAGGAAAAAUGGCGGCGGCUACGAUGCGCAGGAGUACGAAGAACACCCUGAGCGAUACAUCUCUACCUUCGCGCAGAAGAUAGCGCCAUACACGUCUGUCCUAGUGAACUGCAUCUACUGGGCGGUGGACAGCCCCAAGUUGCUGACCAUCCCCGACGCCAAGCACCUCCUCAUCCCCUCCAACACGCCCUGGCUGCCCAAGAGCAUCGGCGCGCCCGCGCUGCCGCACCGAAUGCUCGCCAUUUGCGACAUCUCAGCGGAUCCGGGCGGCUCCAUCGAGUUCAUGAACGAGUGCACCACCAUCGACACGCCCUUCUGUCUAUAUGACGCCGAUCGGAAUAAGGACACUAAGAGUUUCAAGGGCCCCGGCGUGCUGGUGUGUUCUAUCGACAACAUGCCGACGCAGCUGCCGCGCGAGUCUACGGACUUCUUCGGAGACUUGCUCUUCCCCUACGCUGAGGACAUCAUGAAGUCUGAUGCUUCGCAGCCGUUGGAGGAACACAACUUCUCCCCCGUGGUUCAAGGAGCCAUAAUCACGAGCAACGGCAAACUGACACCGCCUUUCGAAUACAUCAAUGAACUGCGAUCAUCAAACAAUCGAUCCCGCCACAAGGUGGAGGGUGACGACCAGCAGAACUCGGUGGUCAUCCUGGGCAGUGGGCUGGUGGCGGCUCCCGUGGUCGAGUACCUCGCUAAGGAGAAGAAUAUCUCUGUUACUAUUGCGUCCCAAGUAAAGGAGGAGGCGGACGCGCUAGCGGAGCGGUACGGCGUACGCUCCGCGUAUUUACAAGCCGACGACGAUGCCGCGUUACGCGCCAUGGUGUCGCGCGCGCGUCUCGUGGUGUCUUUGUUGCCUUACGAACUGCACGGGGCCGCUGCGAGAGCCGCUAUUGAAGCCGGAGCUCAUAUGGUCACGGCGUCUUAUGUGAGGCCUGAGGUUCAAGAGUUACAUAGCCGAGCUAAGGAGGCCGGAGUGACGAUCCUCAACGAAGUGGGCCUGGACCCCGGCAUCGACCAUCUUCUGGCGCUCGAGUGCAUCCACGACGUCCAGAACCAUGGCGGAAGAGUAGACUCUUUCGUUUCUUACUGCGGGGGUCUCCCGGCGCCUGAGUUUAGUGACAACGCGCUGAGGUACAAAUUCUCGUGGAACCCGCGAGGCGUGCUGCUCAACACAAUCUCAGGAGCUAAAUACCUAAGCAGAGGGCAGAUAGUGGAGGUGCUCAGCGGCGGCGAGCUGAUGUCUGUAGCUCGUGAACUAGACUUCCUACCCGGCUUCGCUUUCGAGGGCUUUCCGAACCGCGACAGCACGCAGUACGCCAAGCUGUAUGGAAUCGAGGACGCGCACACCAUAUUCCGUGGCACCAUCCGGUACAGAGGUUUCGCCGAAACAAUGAUCGCUAUGCAGCUAUUCGGCUUGGUGGACCCUAACCCUCACCCCUCACUCCAUCCAGAAGGACCUGAAAUUACUUGGCGUCAAUUCGCCUGUGAGCUGCUAGGCCUCACAGACUCUUCCAUCUUCUACGAGAACCUGAAGACGCGCCUGACGGAGCGCAUCGGCGGCGCUGGUGCGGCCGGGCUGGAGUCUCUGGGGCUGCUGGAAGAUAGUGUUAUUGUUAAGAAGAACACGCCGCUCGACACUGUUAGCCAUUACUUGACUAACAAGUUGAAAUUAGGCAACGACGAGACAGACUUCGUGGUGCUUCGGCACGAAGUUGGCGUGACAUGGCGGGACGGGCGCAAGGAGAGGCGUGAGGUCACCAUGACUGUCCGCGGCGAGCCGGCGGGAGACACGGCUAUGGCGCGCACCGUGGGGCUGCCUACUGCUAUUGCCGCCAAGAUGAUCAUCGACGGUGAAAUUCAAGAGCGAGGAGUGGUGCUUCCCUUCGCACCGGUCGUGUACAAGUCGCUGCUGUCGCGGCUGCGCGCGCACGGCGUCACGGCACGCGAGAUAAGCCGCCCUCUCAACUAAACGUCAUAUGUUAGAGCGGGAUAGUAGCAUGAGCUUCCGCUGGACGUGUCGCUCGCUGAACGGGGUUGGCAACUGUCAAAGGUUUUGAUAGAUGGCGCUAGCAAAGGUUUUACUUGUCUCUAUAGUUUUGGUCUAUUCUCCAGGCCAUAAAAUUCCAAAGAAAAAACAAAAAUUUGACAGUAUUCGUAGGAGUGACAGGUAAAACAGGUGGCGCCAUCUGUGACUUACUUCAACAGGCCAACCAAGUUAGAGUCGACUCUAUCUAUAAAUACUCGAUGAUACUAGACGUAGGAACUCACACCUCAAAGACAGAUAACGCAGAACGGCUCUUUGAAAUUUUUUUACUAAGUCAAAUACAAGUUAUUACACUUAUUACAGGGGCCAAAUUCGACACGUACAACUGUCAGAUUUCGCAUCCACGUCAAAUCAACAGUUGAUUUUAUUGCAUACUGAGUAUUGAUUCCAUCAACGGUGGAUAAUAUAAUUUGGUACAACCAAAACUCAACUCUAAACUAAGGGUGGUUCGGUUUAGUUUGCUUGUCACCCUAACUGUGGAUUGUUAAUGUCAAAUUUUGACAUUGUACGUAUUCGAGAACUUAUGAUUUUUCCCACAUCAACGGGAGAUCAACACGAUACGUCAAACGUCGCUUGUCGAAUAGGGGUCCUGGUAUCGGUAUUGCAUUUUGUACUUCAUGAACAUGCAUGAUACGAAGGGAGGUUUCACUUUCAACGAAUUAGUCAAAUUCAUUAACUAAUAUUUAAAAUUCACGUAUGUUGUUUGAACGAAAAAAGGGGAUGUGUAUAGUAGUGUACCCUAUAAUGGGCGUGGAACCAGUAAUGGGACAAAAAACCACAAAUCCUCUAAAAUAAGUGUCUAAAAGUAGUUUAUAAACACUGCCUGUAUAUUAUCAUAAAUAAGAGUCCUAGAGCUGUUUCAGUUUGAAUUUUUAUUAAAUUUGGUUGUUUUUUAAGAAAUUGGCGUCAACCCAAAAGUUGUCGUGUCACUGAAAAAAAAUACCACUACGAAUUCUUAACAACUUCGCUAAGAGAGGUGAGUUAAUUUAUUAAAUUUUAAUUAAUUAAUACUUGAUGAAAACUAGAAUGUGUUUUGUUAAUUGCAUUUACCAUGAGAUAAGGUAUACAACAUACUAUGUUGUGACUCCACAGAUGUAAAAAAAUAGUGGUAUUUGGCCCAAUCCCAUUAUAGGAGCCGUAAAACUGCAUACCUCCUAUAAUGGGACAAUUUACAUAAUGAUGCUUGCCAUGCCAUCAUUUCAUGUUUAAACAAUACAGAAGUAAAAUGUAGUUACGAAAUAUGUCAACCAGGAGGUAUGCUCGGACUUCGGAUAAAUUAAUAUCGUUUUUCCAAACUUUCAUUUAACUUGCCCUGUUAGUUAGUGUGGGUCAAAUCUUGGUAGCCGAAUUUGAGCCACUUUCCGAUUGAGUUGAAAUUUUGUAUUCGUAAUUAAAUAUGCAAAUCGGAUGAUAAUGCAAUAUUAUGAUAACAUGGACCAGAUCUGAUGACCUAUUUUAAUAUUUUAUACUGAUAGAGCAGUGUCCAUUACUGGGGGGCCCAUCACUGGAGCGUUGGUGUCCAUGACUGGAGAAAAAAAGCAUAGUUUUAAUUUGUUAAGUACGUGGAAACUCAUCGCAGUAUCUUUGAUACAACACGCCUGAAACAUGAAAGACGGAUAGGACUUUCAUCUUUUAAUACGUUAAGCGGUAGACCAUUUACAUGUAUUGGGGAAAUAUCACAAAUACUCCAAAUUCCCUCUUAAAUGUCCCAUGACUGGUGCUGUUACUA
Messenger RNA from Cydia fagiglandana, 4835 nucleotides. RefSeq names its product alpha-aminoadipic semialdehyde synthase, mitochondrial (gene LKRSDH). The record is from RefSeq and is a predicted model, not a curated record. Lineage: Eukaryota; Metazoa; Arthropoda; Insecta; Lepidoptera; Tortricidae. The coding region runs from base 242 to 3031 and encodes 929 amino acids. Gene Ontology annotation, molecular function: saccharopine dehydrogenase activity. The transcript is spliced from 20 exons. Gene Ontology annotation, cellular component: cytoplasm.